Messenger RNA from Coccomyxa subellipsoidea C-169, 1479 nucleotides. RefSeq lists its product as hypothetical. The transcript has 10 exons. Gene Ontology annotation, biological process: regulation of transcription by RNA polymerase II. Bases 1 to 1479 code for a protein of 492 amino acids. Gene Ontology annotation, cellular component: piccolo histone acetyltransferase complex. The record is from RefSeq and is a predicted model, not a curated record. Lineage: Eukaryota; Viridiplantae; Chlorophyta; Trebouxiophyceae; Coccomyxaceae.
AUGGUCAGCAGUGCGAAAGCGAAGGGGGGCAAGGAAAUUCCUGUGCCAAAAGUCACCCUCGUGCCAACCUACAACAUUGACUACCUGCCAACCUUCCGAGAACAGAACACAUACAUCCGUGGGCGAGGUGGCAUUGGGUAUCACGACGACCGCUUCAUAGAGUAUGACCUGGACAAAGAGGAUCAGGAGUGGCUGGAAGCCUUCAACAAGGGGCAGGAUCGGCUGCCAUCACGGCGCAUGGAGCUGCUUAUGUGGCGCCUGGAAUGCGCCAAUGCUGAGGCCACCGACCGCGCUCUGGCCGCUGCCGGUGCAGCGCAGACCGAGCGACAGAGCCCAUCAGCCGCCGCGGCUGUGGAUCACAUGACUCGGGAGGAGGCGUAUGAGGUGAUCACAGCCGCCCACCCGGUCCGGACGCUGGUCAGGGACGCCAUAUAUGACUUCUGGCGCACCAAGCGGGAGAGGAUCGGCAAGCCGCUCCUCAGACGGCUGCAGGCGCCCACCUCGUCCUCAGACCAGAACCCGUUUGGGGUGUUCAGGCCGCGGGAGAAGAUACACAGGCCGCAGACGCGGCGGCGGAGAGAGAACAAUGAGGACAGCCUUGACAAGAUGCAGGCCAUCCGCAAGAAUAUGAAGAAGGCGUGCGAGAUCCUGGAGUGGCUCACGCGGCGCGAGCAGCGCAAGGUCAACCUGGCGUACAUCGAGACAGACUUGCAGAGGCUUCAGAUGAAGCUCAAGGUGGAGCCUAGGCAUCUUCAUGAUGCCAUUGAGGCGGAGUACGCAGCUGCUGCCAAGGCCAAGCCUGUGCGGCGCCCCAUCGAGCUGGACCCAAAGUCAGGUGACGCUGGGACUGCUGGCAAUGCGGCAUCGGAUGCUGCGGCUGCUGCAGCGUCCUCUGCGCUGGCUGUCACUGCUGACAUUGCCAGGCGGCUGAAGAAGCGCAAGAAGGAUGCCAAGCGCCCUGCGCAGAGCCUGGCAGCGCUGCCGCCACCUCCGCUGCCGCCCUCGCCAGUCAUGCUGUUUACUCUGCCGCCCAACAUGGCGCGCAUGUCGCUGGGGGGCGAUCCUGCCCUGCCCGAUGCACUCGCCCGGGGCCAGGGGUGCCCGCGCAUCGGCCGCGGCGGCCGCCUCAUCUUUGACAGAGUGCACGCGCUCACUCACGAGGAACUCAGCGGCUCCGCGCAGAACGACGAUGGGGACUUCAAACAGCUCUACGACAUGCCAAACCCCUACAGCCCAGCUCAGAGCAAGCCUGAUGGGCCCCGCAAGAGCGCCGGGGACGCCAAGCAGAAGCAGGGUGCCUCCUCUACAGCGGCUGCCAUCCACAGCAUCCAUGCCGCCAGCAGGUCUGGUUCUCAAACAGUAAAUCCCCUGCAGCCGGGGUCUCCAUUCCGUGCCUCUGAGCCCUCCCAGUAUCAAGCUCGCGCUCAGGUCGACUCCACACAAAUGACGCAGCCCCUUCCGAUGGUGGCGCCAGUGUAA